AAAAAUAUAAUAAAUUAGAAAAUGAAGUUUUCAAUUGUUAUUGUAAAUCAAUUACUAAUUGAAAUAUUAAUACUACUAUUGGUAUUGGAUUUAUCUAAUCAGUCGGAACCGAUUAAAUUAUAUCCUAAUCUAAAACAGCCGCUUAGCCUACCUGAGCGCGAAAAAAUAAAAUUUGAUAAUUUUGAAGAAAUUAAACUUCAUAUGAAAACAAUUAUUGGAAAUACUGAAAAGCCUAAAAAAAACAAAAUUUCUGUUAUCGACUUUGACUUAACUAAAAUUGAUUUGAAAAAUGUGACACAAAUCGUAUCAUUUUAUAAUGAUUAUACAAAACAUUUCAACAAAAAAUAUGAGACCAAACAUGAAGUGGAGGAACGAAUGAAUAUAUUUAAGGAAACAAUUGUAUCGAUUAAUGAACACAAUUCCGAUGACUGUUCCCAUUAUACACAGGGUAUCAAUGAAUUAUCAGAUAUGACAUGGCCAGAAAUUGUAAAACAAAAAUUGGGUUUAAAUAAAGAAAAUGUGACCAAAAAAAGCAAACUGCCUACAAUAACAUUAUAUUCGGCAACCGAAACACCCGCUAAUAAAAUACCGGUUGAAUGGGAUUGGAGAAAGUAUGGUAUUGUAACACCACCUAAAAAACAGCUAACUUGUGGUUCGUGUUGGAGUUUUUCAUCUGUAUCUGUAUUGGAAACUUAUCUAAUGAAAAUACAGAUCUCUGAGGGAAAGUUUGAUCCGAAAAAUCAAUUGACAUUAAGUGAACAAAAUUUGUUGGACUGUUCCGGUAGUUUCGGUACACAGGGUUGCGAUGGAGGCAGUACUCGAAUGGCAUUUAAUUAUCUUAAAGAAAGUAAAGGACUCAAUACUGACAAAGAAUAUCCAUAUAUUAAUAAAGUCAGCAGCAGCUGUCAGUUAAAUAAAGAAAAAUUAGUUAAUAUUGAAGUAAAAGAAAGUCAAAGCAUCGAUAGUGAGGAUGAAUUGGUGUCGACUAUCUAUAAUCACGGACCGACUACUGUUAGCUUUCAUACAACCAAAAAAAAUUUUAAAAAUUAUAAAAACGGCUUAUUUGAAGAUCCUAAAUGUAUUGCCAAAAAUAUUAAUCAUUAUAUGACUGCUGUUGGUUAUACUGCCGAUUAUUUUAUACUAAAAAACAGUUGGGGCCAAGAGUGGGGUGAAGACGGCUACAUAAGGGUGUCCAGGGCUAAGGUUGCAGAAAAUUGCGGUCUUUUUGAACAAUCAUAUUAUCCAGUGAUGACCAAUGCUGUCGAAACUGAUAAAAUCAAAGACAAACUAAAGAAAAAUUAAAUAAUUAGCUAAAUAUUAAUAUUAAUAAAUAAAUU
This is a messenger RNA of Oppia nitens, 1337 nucleotides long. Its product is annotated as crustapain-like. The coding region runs from base 22 to 1302 and encodes 426 amino acids. Lineage: Eukaryota; Metazoa; Arthropoda; Arachnida; Sarcoptiformes; Oppiidae. Gene Ontology annotation, cellular component: lysosome. Gene Ontology annotation, molecular function: cysteine-type endopeptidase activity. The record is from RefSeq and is a predicted model, not a curated record. The transcript is spliced from 11 exons.